AUGUCUGCCUAUAAUUAUACACCACUUCCACCUGGACAUAACACCAUUCGCAUGCUUCGCCUCUUACCGAAUAAAGACCGAGCUGCUCCAAUUGAAUGUGGGCUCAUUGAGCACCCCCUCAAAGAACAGGAGGAGCAAGCCUACGAAGCCCUGUCGUAUGUCUGGGGCUCAACAGAAAACCCCUCUUUGAUAUACGUCAACAGCUACUCCCUGGAAGUCACGUCAAACUUGCAUGCAGCGCUGUCGCGCCUUCGAUAUGAACGGUUCCCGAGGCUGCUGUGGGUCGAUGCUAUAUGUAUUGACCAGAAAAGUAACACAGAGAAAGAAGAGCAGAUUCAAUUGAUGGCUAAAAUCUAUGGGCAGGCUAAGAAUGUUAUCGUUUGGCUUGGAGAAGAAGAAAAUGAUAGCACUCUGACGCUAGCGAGAUUACAAGUCGCUGCGGAAGGCGAGAGUCUGUUGGUAGAAUUCAACGAUGCAGCACUUAUAGAACUCUUAGAACGCCCUUGGUUUCGGCGGGUCUGGGUUCUUCAAGAGGUUGGAGUUGCUCGGUCGGUCCUGGUCAAAUGUGGCCCUAUGGAGAUGAAUGGCUAUGCAUUUUCCUCAGGUUUGCGCGGUAUAGAGGACUUUCACAACAGAUGUCCGAGGCUGCAGAGUUUGAUCAAUUCCGUACGCCCAGUCACUUAUCUCUUAGGAAGAGCAAUAUUCCGUCCGGGUUACGGGGUAAUGCACGAGAGGAGACGCCCUUUGGGCGAGUUACUUGAUAUGUACCAUUCCCACAAGGCUACCAUACGCCAUGAUAAAGUGUUUGCCCUUCUUGGUAUGUGCUGCGAUAACCUGGAGGUAGUGGGCUUGUUGCCUCACUAUGAGGUCCCUUGGGAAGUCCUCUUCCAGCGAAUUAUUAGGCAUGUUCUGUCGCAAAGGGUAUCGAUAGAAACUUGGCCUGAUAAGGAAUUAGCGUUGAUAAAGGGCAUGGGUUAUAGCCUAGGGAGGGUAUCUGCAGCGUACGGAGACAAAUCUCGAUUUGAUAGACAGCAUGUGCACAUUGACUGGUACAACUCGACACAAUCAUUUCAGUACAUCAAGGAUCCGAGACGUGGCUGCAGUCACAGCGUCGAACGAGGCACCGUUAAAUGGACCGUGCGGGUCACAGCACAGCCCGUCAAGCCUGGGGAUGUUGUCUGUUUCAUACAAGGGGCAUCGAAGCCAAGCAUUGUGAGGCCAUUCAAAGACUAUUUUAAUAUCAUCAUAAUAGGAGUAACUCCUCUAUAUAUCGCAAAUGGCGAAACCUUUCAAGAGGAUUCUUUAACGUCAGAGCAUCCAGACCCCCUUGACAAUAUGGGACAGGAAUUUAGGUACGAGUAUCUCCGGGUGCUUUUGCUCGUUUGGAACUGGGGACCGACCUUCUGA
Messenger RNA from Aspergillus bombycis, 1407 nucleotides. RefSeq names its product HET domain-containing protein. The coding region runs from base 1 to 1407 and encodes 468 amino acids. NCBI's taxonomy places the organism in Eukaryota, Fungi, Ascomycota, Eurotiomycetes, Eurotiales, Aspergillaceae. The transcript has 2 exons. The record is from RefSeq and is a predicted model, not a curated record.